Salvelinus sp. IW2-2015 is the source of this 413-nucleotide messenger RNA. RefSeq names its product guanine nucleotide binding protein (G protein), gamma 10 (gene gng10). Gene Ontology annotation, molecular function: G-protein beta-subunit binding. Gene Ontology annotation, biological process: G protein-coupled receptor signaling pathway. Gene Ontology annotation, cellular component: heterotrimeric G-protein complex. The record is from RefSeq and is a predicted model, not a curated record. Lineage: Eukaryota; Metazoa; Chordata; Actinopteri; Salmoniformes; Salmonidae.
AAGUUUGGGAAGUGAAUUUCUUUCUUCUUUUUUUUUUUUACCAGUCCAGAAAGCGCCGUUCCCCGUCAAUAUUUCUAAUAGUCCUCAAACAAUUUGACCAACAACAAAAAAAAAAACAAGAAAGAAAGAAAGAAAUCAUCAACAUGACGUCUAACUCCAACGUGUCCAACAUGCGUCGACUUGUCGAACAAUUGAAACUCGAAGCCAGUUUGGAACGGAUUAAGGUGUCUCAGGCAGCGGCCGAGCUCCAGCAGUACUGCCAUCAGAAUGCAGCGAAAGAUGCUCUGCUUGUCGGGGUUCCGACGGGCUCUAACCCCUUCAGAGAACCACGAUCCUGUAACCUGUUCUAAGGACAGGACACAAAAACGCCGGAAUCAUGCAGAGGGAAACUUAUGUUGGAAUCCAAAAACGAU